This is a messenger RNA of Neoarthrinium moseri, 3660 nucleotides long. RefSeq lists its product as uncharacterized. Gene Ontology annotation, cellular component: COPI vesicle coat. NCBI's taxonomy places the organism in Eukaryota, Fungi, Ascomycota, Sordariomycetes, Amphisphaeriales, Apiosporaceae. The record is from RefSeq and is a predicted model, not a curated record. The coding region runs from base 1 to 3660 and encodes 1219 amino acids. Gene Ontology annotation, biological process: intra-Golgi vesicle-mediated transport; retrograde vesicle-mediated transport, Golgi to endoplasmic reticulum; intracellular protein transport. Gene Ontology annotation, molecular function: structural molecule activity; protein binding. The transcript has 5 exons.
AUGGCCUCCUCCGGCAUGCUCACCAAGUUCGAGUCCAAGUCCUCGAGGGCAAAGGGCAUUGCCUUCCACCCCAAGAGGCCAUGGAUUCUCGUCUCUCUCCACUCGUCGACCAUCCAGCUGUGGGACUACCGCAUGGGCACCCUGAUCGACCGCUUCGAGGAGCACGACGGCCCCGUCCGCGGCAUCGACUUCCACAAGACCCAGCCCCUGUUCGUCUCGGCCGGCGAUGACUACAAGAUCAAGGUCUGGUCCUACCAGACGAGGAGAUGCCUGUUCACCCUCAACGGCCAUCUCGACUACGUGCGCACCGUCUUCUUCCACCACGAGCUCCCCUGGAUCAUCUCGUGCUCCGACGACCAGACCAUCCGCAUAUGGAACUGGCAGAACCGCUCGCUGAUCUGCACCAUGACCGGCCACAACCACUAUGUCAUGUGCGCCCAGUUCCACCCCAAGGAGGACCUCGUCGUCUCGGCCUCCCUCGACCAGUCCGUCCGCGUCUGGGACAUCUCGGGCCUGCGCAAGAAGCACUCGGCCCCGACCUCCAUGUCCUUCGAGGACCAGGUCGCCCGCCAGAACCAGCAGCAGACCGACAUGUUCGGUAACACCGACGCCAUGGUCAAGUUUGUUCUCGAGGGCCACGACCGCGGCGUCAACUGGGUCGCCUUCCACCCCACCGCACCACACAUCGUCUCGGCCGGCGACGACCGUCUCGUCAAGCUGUGGCGCUUCAGCGAGACCAAGGCCUGGGAGGUCGACACCUGCCGCGGCCACUUCCAGAACGCCACCGGCUGCCUGUUCCACCCCCACCAGGACCUGAUCCUGUCCUGCGGCGAGGACAAGACCAUCCGCGUCUGGGACUCGCAGAAGCGCACCGCAGUCCAGUCCUUCAAGAGGGAAAACGACCGGUUCUGGGUUAUCGCUGCCCACCCGGAGAUCAACCUGUUCGCUGCCGGCCACGACAACGGUGUCAUGGUCUUCAAGCUCGAGAGGGAGAGGCCCGCCUCGACGGUGCACCAGAACAAUCUGUUCUUCAUCACCAAGGAGAAGCACGUCCGCUCCUACGACUUCCAGAAGAACUCCGAGAGCCCGACCCUGCUGUCGCUGAAGAGACUGGGUAGUGCCUGGGUCCCUCCCCGAACCCUGUCGUACAACCCUGCUGAGAGGUCGGUCUUGGUCACCUCGCCCGCCGACGGCGGUUCAUAUGAGCUGAUCAACCUGCCGCGGGAUGGCUCCGGCGCUCUGGAGGCUACCGAUUCGAAGCGCGGACAGGGCAACUCUGCCAUCUUUGUUGCCCGAAACCGAUUCGCCGUGCUCAACACUGCCUCGCAGACUGUCGAUAUCAAGGACCUCUCCAACAACACCGCGCGUUCCUUCAAGCCCCCGGUCGGCACUACCGACAUCUACUUUGGUGGCACUGGAAACCUUCUGAUUAUUACGCCCACCGCGGUUCACCUGUACGAUAUCCAGCAGAAGAAGAGCAUCGCCGAGUUGGCAGUGAACGGUGUCAAGUACGUUGUUUGGUCCAACGACGGCCUCCACGCCGCCCUGUUGAGCAAGCACAACGUCACAAUCGUCACAAAGACUCUCGAGCAGGUCAGCACUCUCCACGAGACAAUCCGGAUCAAGAGCGCAACCUGGGAUGACGCUGGUGUGCUUCUCUACUCGACCCUCAACCACAUCAAGUACACUCUGAUGAACGGCGAUAACGGCAUCGUGCGGACUCUGGAUCAGACCGUGUACCUCGUCCGAGUCAAGGGGCGAAAUGUAUACUGUCUUGACAGGGCCGCCAAGCCCAAGGUCAUCAGCAUCGACCCUACCGAGUAUCGAUUCAAGCUGUCCUUGGUGAAGCGCAACUACGAGGAGAUGUUGCACAUUAUUAAGACCUCCAGCUUGGUCGGCCAGUCUAUUAUAUCCUACCUGCAGAAGAAGGGCUACCCCGAGAUUGCUCUGCAGUUCGUUCAGGACCCGGCUACGAGAUUCGAGCUUGCUAUUGAGUGCGGCAACCUUGACGUCGCCGUCGAGGUCGCCAAGGAGCUUGAUCGCCCAGCCCUGUGGAAGCGCGUCGGCGACGAAGCUUUGUCCCAUGGUAACCACCAGGUUGUGGAGAUGGCGUACCAGAAGCUCAAGCAGUUUGAGAAGCUUUCCUUCCUGUACCUAUCGACUGGCGACCACAGCAAGCUGGCUAGAAUGGCCAAGAUUGCUGAACACCGUGGUGAUUUCACUGCCCGAUUCCAAAAUGCCCUGUACCUCGGUGAGGUCGAGGACAGGAUACAAAUGUUCAAGGAGAUUGACCUCUAUCCGCUCGCGUACAUGACUGCCAAGGCCCAUGGAUUGGAAGAGGAGUGCCAGUCCAUCCUUGAGGUAACCGGUAUUACGGAGGACCAAUUGACCCUGCCCGAAUUCGGUGAGCCGCUCAAGCAGCCGCAGCCCGUCGUGCCUACGUAUAAGGCCAACUGGCCCACCAAGGCUAGCUCGCAGUCGUUCUUUGAGAAGGCUCUCGCAGGUCAAUUGGAAGGCCUCAGCCUCGAGGAGGAGCCAGCAGCAGCCACUAAUGGUUUUGACGAGCUUGGCGAUGAAGAUAUCCUCACCAAGAAGACCGCCGCUCUUGAGGUGGAAGACGAUGACGACGCUGCCGGCUGGGAUCUGGGUGAUGACAUUGUCCCGGAAGCUGACCACGACUUUGUCAACGUCGACAGCACCGAAGCUGGUGGUGCCGGAAGCAGCGAGGCAGAUCUCUGGGCUCGCAACUCGCCACUGGCAGCCGAUCAUGUGGCAGGUGGCUCCUUUGAAUCAGCAAUGAACCUCUUGAACCGCCAAGUGGGUGCCGUCAACUUCGCCCCUCUGAAGCCCAGAUUCCUCGAAAUCUACCAGGCGUCAAAAACUUACCUACCGGCAUCCGCUGGCUUGUCGCCCCUCGUCAACUAUGUGCGCCGGACGGUCGACGAGACAGAUCCUCGCCAGGUUCUCCCCAUUAUUCCCAGAGAUCUAGAACACCUUGCAUCAAAUGACCUUCAGAAGGGUUACGACUCGAUGAAGAGCAACAAGCUCGAGGAUGGUGUUCAAAUCUUCAAGGGCAUCCUACGUGCGCUUUUGGUGAAUGCUGUCUCAGCUGAAGGAGAAGUCGCCGAGGCGAAGAAGCUCAUCACAUCUGCCGCGGAGUACGCGCUAGCCAUGUCGAUUGAGGUGACACGUCGCCGGCUUGGCACACCCGAUGUCGUCAACGCCAGCCCCGAACUCACGAAGCGCAGCCUCGAGCUCUCGGCAUACUUCACCAUCCCCAAGAUCGAGGUUCCGCACCGACAGCUUGCUCUGCUUAAUGCCAUGAACCUGGCUAGCAGAAGCAAGAACUUGAGCUCUGCAUUGAGUUUUGCAAACAGGAUGCUGGCCAACGGUGGUGCCCCCAGAUUACUAGAAAACGCCAAGAAAGUCAAGGCUCAGGCUGAGCGCAACCCACACGAUGCUGUAGAGAUCGAGUACGACCAGUUUGCUGAGUUCGAGAUCUGCGCUGCUUCCUACACACCGAUUUACAGCGGUACGCCGUUUGAGGUCUGUGCCUUUGACGGAUCCAAGUACCACUCCAAGUACAAGGGUACCGUCUGCACGAUAUGCGAGGUGUGCGAAGUUGGCAAGAAUGGCAGCGGCCUGAAAUUCUUCGCCUAG